AUGGGAGAAAACAGUUUUUGGGAGAGAGAAGUAGUGAUUGCUGAGCUAACCAAGGGGAAGGAAUUGAUGUUGCUGCUGCAGAAGCACUUUGAUCCCAUGAAACAGUUAGUGUGCCAGUAUUUGGCUGUGGAAAUACUUUCUUCCUAUGAUAAAGCUAUGACCCUCUUGAAUGGCACAGCUUUAUCAGGUAUGAUGAAGAGCAAAGGUAAAGAGAUUAUUCAUCCAGCACCCUCUUCAUCAACUGCGCCCCAGCUGGAAUCUCCUCAUCUUCUGGCUGAUAGUAGCACAAAGAGUUGUGACCGUCCCUCUAAAUACAGGAAGAGGAAGAUGCUGGCACGAAGGAAAGAGUAUGUAGAAGCUCGACCUGGAGAAGAGGUUCCACCUGAAGAUGGAUUUAGUUGGCGGAAAUAUGGACAGAAACUUUUCUUACGUUCAAAACAUCCCAGAGAAUAUUAUCGAUGUGCUCAUCGUUGUUGUGGGGCUACUAAGAUGGUCCGGCGAAUUGAGACAGAGCCAUUAAGUUUUGAAGUUACCUAUGGAGGAAGUCACCGUUGUGGUCAAGAAACCAAAAACCAAAAUGAAGAACUACUUGCUGUGCAGCAGACAAAAUGUGAUGAAGUUGCAAAAGGAGCCGCGGAAAUAUUUGAAUCCUAUAUUCAUAAGAUGGUUUCAACCCCAAAUAAUUCGUAUAACAAUUCCUCAACAGGGGUUCAGUUCUCAAACUCCAAUUCGGUAUUCAACAUCCCCAAUUCCGACUUCAUCCCCACACCAACUUCUUCACCUCAUCCAGACACAGACUUUCCACUUGACAAUGAUAGUCUCACUCUCUUGUUUGAUCAAGAUGUGCCUGAUAAUUCUGGCAAUGAUUCUCUGGCUGCUGGGGUCUAUAAACUCUAUGAGGAGAAUGGCAAACUCAGUUUUCCUCAUCGUUACGACAAACAGGCUGAGAAUUCCAGACCCUCGAACAAUGUUGGGGACCAAUCAUAA
This is a messenger RNA of Solanum verrucosum, 987 nucleotides long. Its product is annotated as probable WRKY transcription factor 41. Gene Ontology annotation, molecular function: DNA-binding transcription factor activity; sequence-specific DNA binding. Lineage: Eukaryota; Viridiplantae; Streptophyta; Magnoliopsida; Solanales; Solanaceae. The record is from RefSeq and is a predicted model, not a curated record. The transcript is spliced from 3 exons. Gene Ontology annotation, biological process: regulation of DNA-templated transcription. Bases 1 to 987 code for a protein of 328 amino acids.